This is a messenger RNA of Molossus molossus (Pallas's mastiff bat), 243 nucleotides long. Its product is annotated as small proline-rich protein 2E-like. Gene Ontology annotation, cellular component: cornified envelope. The coding region runs from base 1 to 243 and encodes 80 amino acids. The transcript has a single exon. The record is from RefSeq and is a predicted model, not a curated record. Lineage: Eukaryota; Metazoa; Chordata; Mammalia; Chiroptera; Molossidae.
AUGUCCUAUCAACAGCAGCAGUGCAAGCAGCCCUACCAGCCACCUCCCGUGUGCCCACCUACGUGCCCCGAGCCAUGCCCAUCCCCAAAGUGCCCUGAGCCAUGCCCACCCCCAAAGUGCCCGGAGCCAUGCCCACCCCCAAAGUGCCCCAAGCCAUGCCCACCUCAGCUGUGUCAGCAAAAAUGCCCUCCUGUGCAGCCUCCUCCACCAUGCCAGCAGAAAUGCCCACCCAAGGGAAACUAA